Molecule: messenger RNA, 2511 nt
Organism: Trichobilharzia szidati
Lineage: Eukaryota; Metazoa; Platyhelminthes; Trematoda; Strigeidida; Schistosomatidae
Source: the annotation of a GenBank genome assembly
AGGUUUUGGCGCUCCUCCACUUCGCCACUUCGCUUCUCGUGGUGCACUGUGCUUCUUGUACAUCUUUGGCACUAGUACGCUUUCUCCCUCGAGCUCCCUACUCCUACGGGUAUGGAUAAGUGGUAAACCUGUUUUUAUAUCAUUGAGUUAUAAUCACAUUCGUUAUAAAUAUACGUUUGGUUACAGGCAAGUAGCGAGUCCUUUUGUUUUCUAUUUUUACUCGUUCCUCAGUACUUGCAGGAUAGGUAGAGUGCUGAUUAAGACCUAGGCAAAAGAAGUUAGUCUUUUGGUAAGUGUGAUAGGCAAACUCACCUGAGGAUAAAGCCAGGCACUUACAUACCCAUCACUCAUUUUGCCUAGUAUUGGUAUCAAUUAGUCCGUUUCAACCUAAACUAAUUUCCAAUAAUUGUUUGCUUUUCUGCAGAUAAUUUGUGGCGAAUUCGUUUCUACGGUCAUUGUCACAAGGAUGGAUGAUAUGUUAGAAGUGAAUAAGAAAUUAUUAAGAAAAGUACGAUUGAAAGGAGAAAUGCGGCCUUAUUAUCAUCAGAAAAUCGCAGACCAAGAAUCUGUCACUGACCAGCUUCGGGAACAAAAGCAACAAACAAUAGAAGAGAAAGUCGUUUCAUUGACUGAGAUGGUUAAUGCUACUGAAAAACGUGUAGCUCAGUUGACGGAACUGUUGGAGGCUUUCGAAGAAGCUGAGGCUCAGAAUUGUGAGGCUUCUGACAACGAUGAUGAGGUGGCCAGUAGUGCACUGUCGGACGAAGUUAAACGGUUGGAAGAUGAAAUAUCCAUAGUGAAAACUACUAUGGAACUGGAGGAGUCAAAGCAUCGUCUACGAAUCCUUGAGGUAGAAGAGGGUCGUGAUAGUUUGCGGAAAGAUAUCACUGAACUGGAACGUCAACUAAAGGAACGUCAAUCAGAACUACGGGAUACUCAAGCUCAGUGUGAAUCCUUGAGAAUGCAACUCAAUUCUACGAGAAAUGAACGCGAGAAUUCUGCACUUUCUCAAAUUGAAGAUCGACGCCGACGUGCUGAAAAACUGAUUGUUCGACAGCGGGAAAUGAUCAGUAAAUUGAAAGAAGAUUUGCAGCGUUCAGAAACAGAAAAUAAGCUUAAAGUCAAUGAAUACAUGGCGGAAAUGAAGAAAAAAUACUUCAAUCAAGAUAGAGUAAAUAAAUUAUUAGUUGAAAGAGAGAGUUUACUCCAGGAGAAUGCAAAACUUACUCAUCAAUUACAAAUUUGUGAAGGAAUUGAGUUGGAUCGGAACUGUGAAAUUGUGAAGGUGGCAAGAGCAUUCAAUCUCGUGGAUGAGAGUUACGAGAAAAUGAUAUCUACUAAAGUAAAUCGCUGUAGAUCUUCAAAACAAGCCCUUAACGAAACCGUAGAAAGCCAAAUGAAAAGUCGUCAACGUUUGGUUGAUAUGGCUCUAGCGAAUCAUGACCUUCGAGGUGAAAUAUGGCACUAUGCAAAUUUGAAUUCAUCUCUGUCUUCAGAAAUUGAAGGACUUCAGAGUGAACUUGCGAGUUUACACAAUGAAGAACACUGUAGUAAUGAAAACGCCAAUGCUGUGAAUUCGAAGCCGAAGAAAUUUCAUGCAUUGGAUUCAGAUGAAAUUGAUAAACUUUAUUUAAGAAAUCAAGAUCUUAAUAAAGUGGAGACGAAUAAAAUUGAAUCACAAGAAAAAGGAAAAGAAGAAGAAAAUACUUCAGCCAAAUUAUCCCUGGGAAAUGGUGGAGACUCUACAACAACCACUACUACUGGUGUUAGUACAAGUGACAGAAUGGUGGAACCUUCAAAAAUUGUUUCAUUCAAUGAAGUACCGCAGCAAUGUAAACCUUCGUGAUAAAUAAAAUUUUCUUCCAUCACCAUCAUAGAUUACGUGGCAAUGUUGGUGUUUUUUUUAAAAUAAUAGAUUGAUCGCCAGAAAUGCCUUUCUUUCCUUAGAAACUACUAUUGUUAUUAUUAUUAUUACUUGGUGAGUAGAAACCUUAUUUUGUUAUAAAUCACUCCAACAUACUCUCGACUAUUCUCUGUGCUAUUUCUUUUAUCUGUUCGUUGUUUUUGCAUAUUUUGUGGUAAAAAAAAGAUACAUAGAAAUUAUAAAUAUCCCUUCUUGUUGUAUCUGAUUUGUGUACAUUGAUAUUUUUUAUGUGUUAUGAUGUGCUUGCCAAUUUGACAGUUAGUAUAUAGUCUCAUGGUGUGUAGUUGACAUUCGAAGGUGAUGAAUACUGCUACAGAUAUGCAGCGCUUAUACAUGUGUGUGUUGUUCAACACUUUUAGGUGAACGGCAACACAUAUGUGGUAAGGUGAUUUAAAACAAUAAUUGACUGUUAUUCUCUUUUCUCUAAGUUGCAUGGCAAUGUGUAUAGAAGUCGACAUAACCUAUGACACAUAUGUAAAAAAUUAUAUAUUUGUAAAAUCUCAGCGAAAUUGAAACAUAAGUAAUUUCAACGUUUCCUGCGUUUGGCAACUGGUCUGAACAUCUCCAGGGAAGUUAAUCAAAAUUAA